Cherax quadricarinatus is the source of this 1099-nucleotide messenger RNA. The record is from RefSeq and is a predicted model, not a curated record. NCBI's taxonomy places the organism in Eukaryota, Metazoa, Arthropoda, Malacostraca, Decapoda, Parastacidae.
AUGAUGCUGUCUAGCACAGGUGAUAAUGAUGCUGUCACUGUUGACAGCUCACCUACCUAUUUUUGCCCACACCUCAAGGUGACAUUUACACUUGCCAUUUUACAAUACCUCCACACUCUACAGCCUCCACCUCCCCAUGCCCACACCCUCAAGCACAGCAAAGUGAUGGAGGUACUGGAUACUUCUUCCACCCUGGUAUUUCUUGACCUUGCAUGGGCUGGUUUAACCAGAGGCAGAGUUCACAUCCGCCUGACUCCUGACACUGGGCUGGCCACACAGUUUGUGUGGUUGUCUUCUGGCGAGAGAGGUCCAUCCUACCACAACACAACAUUUUUUAAAGUAGAGUACAAAGGUGAACCAGGAGAAAGUGUUACAGGUGGAGACUACCAGCAUAAUAAUGGAAAGGGAGGAGCCCCACUGCUGUCUGAUCAGCAGGAUGAGUACCGGGAAUCAGGCAAAGUUGGUGCUGUGUCAUCACCGUGGUGGCAAGGGAGUCACUUUAGUACCCAGUUCACCAUUAUCACCAGGGAUGCCACAUAUAAUCAGUAUAGCAAUAUCUUUGGUGAAGUUGAGAGUGGGAUGAAUGUAUUGAGAGCAGCAGUUGACCACAGUAACAUAAAGGAGGUGACUGUUGUGGACUGUGGUGUUGUGCUGGCUCUCUAGUUUACUGUACCAUCACUAUUGUAUCUUUGGUGAGGUUGACAAUUGAUGGGAGGUGUUUUGAGAGCAACAAUCAGUCACAGUAAUGUCAUGGAGGUGACUGUUGCAUACUCUGCUAUUUUGUAGACACUUUAAUUCACUGUAUUAUCACUAUUGCAUUUUCUUCAAGGGGCAUCUAUGCCACACUUAAUUACCCCGACCUCUUCUUAUGGGGACAUUUCUCUUGCAAAAUUUAUCUCCCAGACAGAAUGAAAAGGAAUUGCUUUCUACUCAGUUCUAAUGUAGCUUUCAUUGGUAGUGCUGCAGUGGGUGUAUUACUCCACCUAAUGUAGCUUUCAUUGGUAGUGCUGCAGUGGGUGUAUUACUCCACCUAAUGUAGCUUUCAUCGGUAGUGCUGCAGUGGGUGUAUUACUCCACCUAAUGUAGCUUUCAUUGGUAG